GCGAUUAUAAACGAUGGUUUAAGUCAAGAAAACCAUGGCAGAUUCAGUGUGUUCGCGUCCAAUCAAAAGUCCCUAAAUCGAAGCAUGCGCGCCGUAGCCAUCUGAUUGGAUUCCGAUUGAAUUGAUCGACUUCUAGUAUCAAAAGUUGAAGGGGAUAUAUAUGAUGGUUGUGGGUGACAAUAAUGCAAAUUCGAAGAGGGUAGUCUUUGUGACUGUCGGGACAACAUGUUUCGAUUCCUUGGUUAGAGCAGUCGACACUCCUGAGGUUAAGGAUGCCUUGUUCAAGAAUGGUUACACGCACCUCGUCAUUCAAAUGGGUCGAGGCACUUAUAUCCCUUCAAAGUCUGCUGGAAACGACGCGUCCAUUUCUGUAGACUAUUUCACGUUUUCGCCGAGCAUAGCUGAGUAUUUGAAAAAUGCAUCUCUUGUCAUCAGUCAUGCAGGUUCCGGAAGUAUAUUUGAGACAUUGCGGCUAAAAAAGCCCCUGAUCGUGGUCGUAAACGAGGAUUUAAUGGACAACCAUCAAAGCGAGUUAGCCGAAGAACUAGCCGAGCGCAAGCACUUGUUUUGCGCUCGUCCCCAGACGCUGUACGAGACUAUAUCAACAAUGCAGCUCGAUUCUCUUUUACCUUAUGAACCAGGCGACGCAACGCCAGUUGCCAAGUUUAUUCACAGGUUCGUAGGCUUCACUAAAUAGCGAUAAUCGAAUAAAACACUUUAGUCGUGACCCGUAUGUAUUCGAUUUCAAGAAUUUCUUCCCUUCGAAAAAGGAUCCUUAAGACACAUUUACCUCA
Molecule: messenger RNA, 794 nt
Organism: Andrographis paniculata
Lineage: Eukaryota; Viridiplantae; Streptophyta; Magnoliopsida; Lamiales; Acanthaceae
Exons: 4
Coding region: 161-697 (178 amino acids)
Biological process (GO): dolichol-linked oligosaccharide biosynthetic process
Cellular component (GO): extrinsic component of endoplasmic reticulum membrane; UDP-N-acetylglucosamine transferase complex
Molecular function (GO): hexosyltransferase activity
Source: RefSeq, a predicted model, not a curated record